AUUUUACCGAAGAUCCCUCCAUUUGCUGCAUAUCUACGUCAAGGCGACAUGCGGGUACAUCUUGUUAGAGCUUCUACUCAGGUUACGCUAAAUAGCCAGAAUCUCACUAUGAUCAAACAUUUUCAUCAUUAUAUAUUUAAAAAUGUGUUACAAUUGUGCAAAGCUAACUUGGAUUUUCAUAUGGAUUCUUCUACACCUAUAAAUACGCUGAUCGUUCCUUUACAUAGAACGGCGUCCAUUUUUAAUGACAAGUUUGAGUACAGCAUCAACAUGAAAUAUGUUGAGGAAGUUGUGAAUAUGAUGGGAGAAACACCUAGAGUUCCUGAUGAAGAAGAACGAAGAAAUUUCAAGUUUGAGUAUAUCCUUGAGAACCUCACACCAUCGUCUCCGUUUCCUGAUGAAGAAUACUCUUCAUUCAAUGAGUAUUUCAUUAAGAAGUACAAUUUGGAGAUCUAUGAUCAGACACAACAUUUGUUGGACGUAGACUUUACCUCAAACCGCUUAAACUUGUUGUUACCUCGAGCUGGUGGUGGUAGAAGGAAAGCUGCAACAGCAAAGCCUGAGGACAGCACGGCUCUGUCGAGACAGCGUCAGAUCUACGUCCCUGAACUAAUGGAUCGCCAUCCAAUCUCAGCAACAUUGUGGAAUCUAAUUUCCGCACUACCCAGCUUCUUCUAUCGGUGA
Molecule: messenger RNA, 684 nt
Organism: Strongylus vulgaris
Lineage: Eukaryota; Metazoa; Nematoda; Chromadorea; Rhabditida; Strongylidae
Source: the annotation of a GenBank genome assembly